Molecule: messenger RNA, 410 nt
Organism: Cyanistes caeruleus (blue tit)
Lineage: Eukaryota; Metazoa; Chordata; Aves; Passeriformes; Paridae
Source: RefSeq, a predicted model, not a curated record
CCGAGCACAAGAUGUCGAUCGAGGAGGUCUGCAGGAAAUACAACACCGACUGCGUCCAGGGUCUGACCCACAGCAAGGCCCAGGAGAUCCUGGCCCGGGACGGUCCCAACGCGCUGACGCCCCCUCCCACCACCCCCGAGUGGGUCAAGUUCUGCCGGCAGCUCUUCGGGGGCUUCUCCAUCCUGCUCUGGAUCGGCGCCAUCCUCUGCUUCCUGGCCUACGGCAUCCAGGCGGGAACCGAGGACGAACCUUCCAACGACAACCUGUACCUGGGCAUCGUUUUGGCCGCCGUCGUCAUCAUCACCGGCUGCUUCUCCUACUACCAGGAGGCCAAGAGCUCCAAAAUCAUGGAAUCCUUCAAAAAUAUGGUGCCCCAGGUGGGAUUCGGGAAAUUCGGGAAUUUUGGGGAA